Molecule: messenger RNA, 366 nt
Organism: Drosophila persimilis
Lineage: Eukaryota; Metazoa; Arthropoda; Insecta; Diptera; Drosophilidae
Exons: 2
Coding region: 32-343 (103 amino acids)
Source: RefSeq, a predicted model, not a curated record
CGGUGGAGAAUGGAGUAGGGAGGAGUGGAAUAUGAAAACUUAUUUAAGUGCCAGGCACGUUGCACGCUGCAGUAGUCAAGAGAACUCGGAGCAGAGGAGGACCAGGAACAGGAGCAGCAGAGGAGCAGUGGCUGGUCAGUCAAGCAUGUUGGGGGCCCCAGUGGCAACCAAGCAGAGAGACAAUCUGGCAGGCACUUUAGCAGCUGGCGACCCCAUUUGCCAUGCUUCGUCGCCCCAUCGUGGCCCCGUCACUCUUAUUGGACCCGGGCUCGACCCGGCCCGGACCGGACCGGCCCGGCUCCUCCUUCUUCGUCUCGUUUAUGGGCAAAGAGCCAGCUCCUGACUGCCAACUGCUGCUGCCGUAAC